Molecule: messenger RNA, 669 nt
Organism: Miscanthus lutarioriparius
Lineage: Eukaryota; Viridiplantae; Streptophyta; Magnoliopsida; Poales; Poaceae
Source: the annotation of a GenBank genome assembly
AUGGAGGCAAUAGCUGUCGCAGUGGUGGCCAGCCUCCGUCUCGGUGAAAGACUGAGGCUUCAUCCUCCGACUCAGUCUUUGGAAAAGAAAAAUCCACACCACAGAUUCUCUGUUUAUUUCACGUCUCUACGAGGCUACGAGCGUGGAUGUGUCCUGCGGGACGUCCUGGCCGCGCUCAGCGCCACGACCCCACGGCUCGUUUUCCAGAAGACGCUCAAUAGAGCAGACGUCGAUCCGAACCAAACGCGCUUGCUCAUUCCCUGCAGGCCCGGCCGGAAGCACGGUGUCAUCACCGACGCCAACGCGCUCACGGCGUUCCUCACGGCGGACGAGAAGGACAGCGUGUGCGGCGACUCCUACCGGCGAAGGGACCUGCAGGGGAUGCAGGUGCCGGCCUACGACCGCCACGGGCGGCGGUUCGACAUGAGGCUCUGGAUGGUCCGGUCACAGAGCGCCUAUCGUCUCUUCGGCAGCGAGUGGAGGCGUUUCUUGGCAGACAACCAGCUCGAGGAAGCCAUGGCGGUGGCGAAGGAGAUGGGCCGGAAGCUGGAGGUUGAGCUCUGGGCGUUCCGUUCGGUGGAGCUGUUGCCGCGUGGAGACCGGCCACCACCCCGACGGGGCUCUAGGGAUGGUGAUUUUGAUAAGAAAUUAAGAUUGAUAUAUAGCUAG